AGAAGAAGAAGGAAAACACGUUGCAACUACCAGAAAACUUUAGGCAGCACGUGUGUCGCUUUUUUCUCUUUGCAAAGCACGCUGCAAACAGCAAGCAAACAUUUUGUCUAAUCAAAAACAUGACAAAGGUAAAGAAGGAAAAAGCCAUCAAGGAGGAGGCUGGAGCGACGGAGACUGGAGGGACAGAGAAAUCGUAUGUAGAGUUGAUUGCAAACAUCAACCCAAUCGCGAAUCCGCUGGCCACCAAGAAGCUAAGCAAGAAGCUCUACAAAUGUGUCAAAAAGGGUGAUUUAACCUGUUUUAUUAGCUUAAUGUACCCACCGCCAGAUACACGUUAAGAUAUGAAAUGUAUUUGCUAGUGAUAUACAGUCAGGUAACUAGCUAAGUAGUGUAGCUUGGUAAAUAGUGAAAGUUAGCUAGCUUGCUUACGUUAGCACGUGUCCUAGCUAGCGAGUUGGCAACUGAAAUUUUUGUUGCCGCACUGUCAACAAGACUAGCACGUUUCUUAUUUCCAACGCUCUUAUGGCCCUUUUCAGCAUCGAAACUCAAACAAAUUCGCAGAGGAGUGAAAGAAGUCCAGAAGUUUAUCAACAAAGGAGAGACUGGGUAAGUUUUGUUCUCAGUGUGCUAAUGUUAGCUGUAUGGUGCAUUAUCCCCUGUUUAGGUGUAACAUCCAGAUAACUAACAUGUAACUUUUUUGCAGCAUUGUGGUGUUGGCUGGGGAUACUCUUCCAAUCGAUGUUUACUGCCAUGUACCAGUCAUGUGUGAGGACAGGAGUCUGCCAUAUGCCUACAUUCCCUCAAAAGUGGUGAGUAAUCAUUUUACCUAUACAUCUUGAAGGAAAAUGUAAACCAUAUACAGGUAACUGCCGAAAUAAAGGAAACACCAACAUAGUGCCUUAAUAGGGCGUUGGGCCACCACGAGCUGUCAGAACAGCAUCAAUGCAUCUUGGCAUAGAUUCUACAAGUGUCUAGAACUAUUGGAGAGAUGCAAUGCCAUUAUUUGGUGUUUAGUUGAUGGUGGUGGAAAACACACUCAGGCGCUGAUCCAGAAUCUCCCAUAAGUGUUCAAUUGCGUUGAUCUGGUGACUGACACUUUAAACCCCCCAUGAUCCUUUGAGACCCCUCUUUCAAAGUCGGAGGUCUUCUAGCCAUGGUAGCCAUAAUAAUGGGCAACUGGGCUUUUUUAUAUAUUACCUUAAGUAUUAUGUGGAUGUUAAUUGCUUAAUUAACUCAGGAGCCACACCCGUGUAGACGCACCUGCUUUCUAAAUACUUUGUAUCCCUCAUUUACUCAAGUGUUUCCUUUAUUUUGACAGUUAUCUAUAGCUUACUAUGAAUUGCUGACAUAUGUUAGUUUUCCCCCAGUAAAUCACAUACCAUCCCAUUUGUUCAGGGGUUUCAUCUCUAGUCCGGCUAAACAUAUGGUGAUGUGAAUGAUUGCCUUAUAACCCUGCGAUUUGUCUCUUCAGGACCUUGGUUCAUCUGCUGGCUCAAAGCGGCCCACCUGCGUCAUCAUGAUCAAAUCUCAUGAGGACUAUAAGGAGGCCUAUGAUGAGUGUUUCGAGGAGGUUUCUGCCCUGCCUAAACCCCUCUGAACCCUGUCAAUGGCUAGUGGACUCAGAUGGACAGGCAUACCCCUAUCGUAUCUGAGAAUGUCUGGCUGUAGGCAGAAUGAAUGAGGGAGUGAAAUUGACUGUUUCACACUAGAGCCAAGCUACAGGGUGUUGUAGUAAUAUCUCUGUGUACAUUGAAGCCGGAAUAUCAUACACUAGCAGUGAUCCCCAUAAAAUGUCAACAGGGCAUAUGAAGGUAGAUGAUGCCCCUUUUUUGGUGUUUUAAGUAUGUGUUGGCUUGUAACUGUAGCUGCACAUGAACUUUAUUUUCCUAAUUCUGUGGGAUCCAUGCAUUGUCCACGGCCAAGUACAUACUUUUUGAAUAUUCUAUUGUGUGUUUUCAUAACUCGUGUGAUUUAAAUGUCGCAGCUACUAUGGCUUGCACUGCUUUAAAACAUUACUUUUGGUAUCAUUUAAAUAUGAAAAGAAGUCAGCACCCACUGUUUUUGUUUUUCAACAAGUAAACAGAACACUAUAUUGUGAUCACCCUCAUUGUAUUUGAAUGGUCAGGACUCAGGUAAGGUUACAGAUAAUAUGCUGAACUUAUCUUGUGUAUACUUUUUUGUUCGCUUGAACAGACAGUUCUAAUUGAGUGACCAUAUGGGACUACAGGAUGCCUGCUCAGUUAAACAUCACAUGAUUUCUUGCAAUCCCAUUCUCAUUGCAGUUGUAAACUACUGUAUCAUAACUCCUAUUUUGAAAUUUGGUAGGUAAAAUUCUAUUCAUCAUUUGUCUUAGAUGUGUCUUGUCACAGGCAUAUAGACAUCUCCCUUUGCAUAAAGGUUAUUCUGAUUCUGUUUUGAGGAACGUAAAUUGGCAUGUGAUACAUUGCUGUAUUGAUGCAAUAAAUACC
Messenger RNA from Coregonus sp. 'balchen', 2468 nucleotides. The record is from the annotation of a GenBank genome assembly. NCBI's taxonomy places the organism in Eukaryota, Metazoa, Chordata, Actinopteri, Salmoniformes, Salmonidae.